Dermochelys coriacea (leatherback sea turtle) is the source of this 4028-nucleotide messenger RNA. RefSeq names its product pyruvate dehydrogenase kinase 2 (gene PDK2). The transcript has 11 exons. NCBI's taxonomy places the organism in Eukaryota, Metazoa, Chordata, Testudines, Dermochelyidae. Gene Ontology annotation, cellular component: mitochondrion. The record is from RefSeq and is a predicted model, not a curated record. Bases 56 to 1189 code for a protein of 377 amino acids. Gene Ontology annotation, molecular function: pyruvate dehydrogenase (acetyl-transferring) kinase activity. Gene Ontology annotation, biological process: protein phosphorylation; regulation of glucose metabolic process.
GCCGGCGCGGGCUCGGCCGCAGGCCGCUGUCAGUGGCUCGGGGGCCCCGGGCGCGAUGCGGCUGCUGCGGGCCCUGCUGGGGAAGGCGGCGCGGGCCGCCGGGGCCCCGUCCUACAUCGAGCACUUCAGCAAGUUCUCGCCCUCGCCGCUCUCCAUGAAGCAGUUCCUGGAUUUCGGGUCCAGCAAUGCCUGCGAGAAAACCUCCUUCACCUUCCUCCGCCAGGAGCUGCCUGUCCGGCUGUCCAACAUCAUGAAGGAGAUCAACCUGCUGCCAGACCGGGUCAUCAGCACACCCUCAGUGCAGCUGGUGCAGAGCUGGUAUGUUCAGAGCCUGCUGGACAUCAUGGAGUUCCUGGACAAAGACCCUGAGGACCAAGGCACCCUGGGACAAUUCACGGAUGCCCUGAUCACCAUCCGUAACCGGCACAAUGACGUGGUGCCCACCAUGGCGCAGGGGGUGAUAGAGUACAAGGAGGCCUACGGGGAUGAUCCCGUGUCCAACCAGAACAUCCAGUACUUCCUGGACCGCUUCUACCUGAGCCGCAUCUCCAUCCGCAUGCUGAUCAACCAGCAUAGCCUGCUCUUUGAUGGCAGCACCAACCCUGCUCACCCCAAGCACAUUGGCAGCAUCGACCCCCACUGUGACGUGUCUGAGGUUGUGAGAGAUGCCUACAACAUGGCCAAGCUGCUGUGUGACCAGUAUUACAUGGCCUCACCCGAUCUGGAGAUCCAGGAGGUCAGCGCCAACAAUUCCAAGCAGCCGAUCCGCAUUGUCUACGUCCCAUCUCACCUCUACCACAUGCUCUUUGAGCUCUUCAAGAAUGCCAUGCGAGCCACCGUGGAGAGUCACGAGUCCAGCCUCCGACUCCCAACCAUCAAGGUGAUGGUAGCACUGGGUAAAGAAGAUCUUUCUAUCAAGAUGAGCGACAGAGGUGGCGGGGUUCCGCAGCGGAAGAUCGAGCGGCUCUUCAGCUACAUGUAUUCCACCGCGCCCACCCCCCAGCCCGGCUCGGGCGGGACACCCCUGGCUGGCUUUGGUUACGGCCUACCCAUUUCCAGACUCUAUGCCAAGUAUUUCCAAGGGGACCUUCAGCUCUUCUCCAUGGAGGGUUUUGGGACAGAUGCAGUCAUCUACUUGAAGGGCCGGCGGCACCGCCCAACCUCACGUAUGGGCAGUGAAGAUAAAUGAGAGCUUGCGAGGCUUGCAGAUGUUACUGCAGUGGGGACCAGAGAUAAGUGCUUACACUGGAGGGGUUUGCUGAAGGUCCCCAGCCCCUGGCUUUUCCUCUUCCUUUGUAACAGAGAAGAAAAUGAUCGCUGCCCCAUGUCACGGACAGUGGGUGGAGUCUCCAGAUCUUACAGACUUGUCCCCAUUGAGCCUGUCCCUCCUUGGUGAAACUUACGUGGGUCAGUUUCACUCUGUUCCUAGCCACUUCACGCUACCCCCAAAGGCUCAUCUUGUGUCUCAGCCAAGCGUGUCUCUGUUCAGGAUCAAUACUUGACUAAGAUUAGUGACGUAGCCAGGGUGACUUAGGUAGCCACUGGAGCAGGAGCUUGGGUCUGAGUUGGUCCUGCCCAUGGGUAUGGGAGCGGGUUCUCGGGAUAUCAUUUACAUGCUGGGUCAGGCUGAGAGGUGAUGUGUAACUGACCGACUCCUCCUUACACUCCUAGCUCUGGAGUCUAAGGGCUUGUCUGCAUCAGGGAUUUUUUGCUCUUAGUGAGUAGCUCUUUUAAGUGACACUACUAUUAAAUCAUUUAAAUAUAAAUAUUUCAAAUAUUAAUAAUCAUAUUCAAGUCAGGUUUCAAUCGGGUGAAGACUUUGUAAAAGCUAAUUUGAAAACGUGUGCUAUUGCAACUGUGAAUUUUACAUUUUUUUUAUCACAAGCUAAAUUGUAAACACUGUUUUCCUUCAGUGCCACUACAAUUAGGGGUAUUGCAUGUGAAUUUUACAAAAUGUCUAUAAGCCAAAAAAAUCUGAAAAUGUAAGACCCUGAUCCUGCGAAUGCUUAAGCAGGGACGUAACUUUACGCACAUGCCUUGUCUCAUUGACUUCAAUGGGAUUACAGUUAAGCACAUGUUUAGGCACUUACCACAUCAGGGCUAAUAUUGUAUCUUUAUUAAACUUUUAUUUUAUUGGCAUAACAUUUUUGAGCGAGACGAGGUGGGGGAGGUAGUAUCAUUUAUUAGACCAGCUUUUGUUGAUGGAAGGUAAAUGCUUUAGAGCCACACAGAGCUCUUUUUCAGGCCUGGGGAAGGAGAUCAGAGAGUCUGACCUAAAUACAAGUUGGGACAGAUUGUCAAGCGUAAGGGGUUAUCCAUGUUGUAGAGGCCACUUGAAAUGAAGUUGUCGAUUGAGGGUUAGGCUGUUAUGCGUUGAGGGGGUUGAAGCGGGCAAUUAAGGUUUAGCCAGCUAGUAGGGUGAGUUACAAAUUGUCAUAAUGAGCCAUAAAACUCUGUGGAAUCCAUGGUGUUGAGUGUCUAGCAGAGUUAGGAAUUUGAGGUUGCAGGCUCACCUUUUGAAGGUGUUGUGUAGAUUUUCCUUGAGGAUGAGUAUUGAAAGAUCAGAUCUAAAGUGAUCGCUUUGUGAAAGGAUGGUAGUUUUGUCUUUUAUCACUUUUCUGCAUGAGUUCAUUCAAGAGCGUAGUGAUCGUUUGGUUUCAGAACCCUCAUGGUGGUUGGUGGGACAUUUGAAGCCCUGCAUGAGGAACCCCACAUAUAGUGUGUAGGACCAGGAAUCUUGAAAGUUGUGUUGGGGUGGAGGGCGGGGUAUUGAUCAGCAAUGGAGAUAUGUCUGCAGGUUUAGCAUGUGUUGCUCUGGCAAGAGAUGCUGCUGCUUUGAGAUGGUGUGUCCUGGACUGUGGGAAGCUAUAACAACACUGCACAAAAUCUUUGUCAGUUCAGAACAAAAUUGUUGCAGUGUGAACUGUGAAAAGUUAUUUCGACUUUCAAUACAAUGCAAAUAUUCUCAAUGACUCGGUUAUACACAUAGGCCAAUGUUUUCAAAAAUGAAGAGGAGCCUAAUGUUAGGUGCUUUGGAAAAAUCCCAGAGCCUAUGUAAUUCAAGUACGCACGUCCCAUUGACCUCAAACCCCGAUGAAGGCAUAUUAGCCUGGUUAAAGCAUUUCAGCUUUCCUGACUUGUGGGAGUUCAAUAUAUUGGAAGUGGCAUUGGCUGCAAACAGAGUCAGGGGUAUCUGCUUAUCACUGUUGUGCCAGAGUUUGCAGUUCUCUGUUGAUGCCCUGGUGCUGUCUUUUUCAGCACAGAUGAACAUUUUGUGUGUGAAACUUUAGUAGAAAAAAAAAUCUUUGUAAAACCUGAAAUUCUGUCACCAACCAGGAAGCUAAUUAAGGGAAGAUACAAAACAUCCACUUUAGCCAAUUAAAAUGGGGGGAAAGUAAAGAACCAGCAACACAUCAAAUAAAAACGAUUAACAUUUUUAAAAACUGGGGUUUAGAUCAACUAAAGAAACUCGAGGUUUUUAUUCACCCAGUUGUAGCUAACCUCAGUAUAUAGACACUCCCUUGAUGCAACUGCUCCUGGCUUCAGUUCAUAGCCAGUGCAUGGGCUGGGGAUCAGAAGCACUGCACUCAGACCGACCCUCGUGCAAAAACCCACAGAGACGUGAUUAAAAUCUUCCUUGUGGAGGGAGCUGGUGAGGUGAGGUAGAAGUAGAGCAGGUUGGAAGUUUUCUGACAAAACUCAGUGAAAUGUUUCACUGAUUCUGUUACAGAUUUGACAAAACUUUUAUUGAAACAUAGGCAGGCUUCACUGCCUCUUCCCCCACCCCUGAAGCUCUGGGGGCCAGGCAGCCCCUUGCUGGCUCCCAGAACUGGUGGGUUGGCAGAGAGACAGAGCCCUCUGGCUCUCCGCCCCUCCAGCAGCUGGGCAUGGAAGGCUCUUGUCAGUUUCACAGGUGAAAUUAACAGGAGCCUUCUCUGAGGGAAGCUGGGAAAAUUCCCUUUCAGGUGUCCCAAAAUGGAAUCUGUCUUUAAAUCCUUCUGUGUGGAAAAAUUUCACGGACUUGACGU